AUGUAUUACGAGUUAAUUGAAGCUAAAGAUGAAGUAGAUAAACAAUUUUUCUUGGAUACAAGACGAGCAAUAGGUAAAUAUGACAUCAUGUUAGCUUUCUUACAACAUACAAAAGAAAAUGAGAGUAUAGUAAAAUG
Molecule: messenger RNA, 137 nt
Organism: Funneliformis caledonium
Lineage: Eukaryota; Fungi; Glomeromycota; Glomeromycetes; Glomerales; Glomeraceae
Source: the annotation of a GenBank genome assembly